Trichoplusia ni (cabbage looper) is the source of this 2575-nucleotide messenger RNA. RefSeq names its product Golgi-specific brefeldin A-resistance guanine nucleotide exchange factor 1-like. Lineage: Eukaryota; Metazoa; Arthropoda; Insecta; Lepidoptera; Noctuidae. The transcript is spliced from 5 exons. The record is from RefSeq and is a predicted model, not a curated record. Gene Ontology annotation, biological process: regulation of ARF protein signal transduction. Gene Ontology annotation, molecular function: guanyl-nucleotide exchange factor activity. Bases 733 to 1629 code for a protein of 298 amino acids.
AAAAAAACAAGUAGAAUAAUGACUUUUGUUUGUAGUACAGGUGUACUUGGUAUUUGAAUGUUGUCGUUUUUUGAAACACUUUUGUUUAACACUUAUUUUUUUUACUUGCGUUUAAUGUGGUAAUGUAAUAUAAUGUCCGCCUCAUUUUGUUCAUCAGGAAAGAAUAACCGUGUCGCCAUGAAGAUCUAAUGACUUGAGUUCUUCGGGCGUCUUAUUGAAACUAAUAUUUCCGAGUCACCUAAAUGUUAACUUGAAUAAUACGCCCGGGGCGCUGAAGGUAUUAUAUUCCUCAAGGAGAAGAUUUUUAUACUUUGCUGAAGAAACUUCUUCCCCGUGAAGAACCGAAGACUGCUAUCUUUAGGUCUCCAGGCGUUUUAUUGAAGAUAACAUUUUCAGUGCGUAUGGGUUGCUAACUUCAAUAAUACGUCCGGAGCGCUUGAGGUUGUCUUCUAGAAGAUUCACAAUAGAUGCAGAUAACUCAAAUCAAUGUUUACGUGAUUUUCGUUUUUUGUAUUUUAAAUGUGUAACUUUUCAGUGGUCGUUUCCGUCGUCGUUGAAUUUUAACUUUUAUGUGUCUGUGUUAUUUGUUUGUGUGUUUUGUAUUUUUGCCAUAUUUUUUAAGUCCAUGUUAUUUGUGCUCUAACCCUUUUUAGAUUGUUAUUAUUUGAGAAUCAACUUAUCAAUCAAUCAAAGCUUGCGCUUAUCUAACUACUUAUAUGACGUGUUGUACUGAUGUCGAUCCUUGUUCUUAACAUGCAGUGGGUGACCCAAGGCACGGAGAUGUUCAACCAGAAGCCAGAGCGCGGCAUCGAGUUCCUGCAGGAGCAUGGAGUGCUGACCACGCCGCUAGACCCGCACGAAGUCGCCAUCUUCCUCAGAGAAAACCCGGAUUUGGACAAGAAAAUGAUUCGUGAAUAUAUCUGCAAGCGCUCGUCUCGCGGUGAAGACGAGGACGGUGGUCCCUCAGUCCUGGGCGCCUUCGCCGACAUCUUCGACUACGCCGGCUUGAGGAUCGACCAGGCUCUGCGACUGUAUCUGGAGACAUUCAGACUGCCCGGAGAAGCACCACUCAACUUCCUCGUUAUGGAACGAUUCGCUGAACGGUGGCAUAGCACGAACGGAGACCCAUCCGCGAAUACUGACGCGGCCUUCCGGCUGGUCUACUCCGUGAUCAUGCUGAACAUGGACCAGCACAACCACAACGCCAAGAAACUCAACGUGCCCAUGACCGUCGAGGACUUUGUCAAGAACCUCAGGGGGCUGAAUGGAUCUGAGGAUUUCGAUCAAAUCAUGCUUGAAGCUAUAUUCCAUUCUAUCAAGAACGAAGAAAUGGUGAUGCCAGCGGAACGUACCGGUCUUGUACGUGAAGCUUACCUCUGGCGCGUGCUGCAGCAUCGUGGCGCUGGUAACGGCACCCGCUACCGCGCAGUGCCCGCCCACCACCAGCACCACGCGAGGCUGCUCACUGUCGCCUGCCCGCCCACCAUGACGGCACUGUCAGCAGCCUUCGAGCGCGCAUCACCACCUACCGUCGAGGAGUUGGAGACCAACAAGUCUCGGGAGACGGGAGCCUUGAUGGCACUGAACGGACUCGAACGCUGCGCCUCCCUUAUCGCAAGACUACCAUAAGUUUCAUAAAAAAAUUAAAAUAUAACUCUCGAAUUAAAGUCAUUAAGGACCCGCGUGUCGCCGGAGGUUUCAUAGACGUUCAAAUCACAUACUCAAAUGUCAGUCAGACAUUCGAAUGGUCCGUGUAUCAUGUAAAUUAAUGUUUGUUAUUGGUUUAGCUCACGGUAUUUUCUAAGCGAUUAUUAUAUUACUUUUUGUAUAUAAUUUUAUUUGUAGGAGUAGCACUGGGCCAGUCCAGCAAGGCGCAGUUUGCUCUACGCCGCGCAUGCGCAGCGGCGGUGCGACACGCGGACUGCGUGCGCGACUCGCGGCGCCAUCUGCUGGAGAUUGUCAAGACACUUUAUAUUGGACGGCUCUUACCUAAGGUAGUGUAUUACUAAUAGUAUUGUAUGUUUUCAGAAAAAUGUAAAUAAAUUCGCAGACUAUCAAGAACAUGAACUAUUGAAGACUGCUAUCUUUAGUUCUCCGGGCGUCUUAUUGAAGCUAACAUUUUCAGUGUGUCUUGGUUGCUAACUUCAAUAAUACGUCCGGGGUGCUGAAGGUUACUUCUAGAAGAAUAACAAGCUAUAAAGGUUCCAGUCAGAUAAGAAUUGGAUACAGGAUCGGAAGCAUCGUGAAUACUACUCUGUCUUUAGUUCUCCGGGCGUCUUGUUGAAGCUAACAUUUUCGUGCGCUUUCGAUGCUAACUUCAAUAAUACGUCCGGGGCGUUAAAGCCUUUCUGACCGAAGAAUUACAACAGCUCAACAAGUCUUACUGCUUAUUCUCGCUUAAUAACACUUGUAGUUGUUCUCUAGUUUCCCAUUGAAACAGUAUUCAAAUACUGCCUAGCAGGAACAACCAAACGAAAAAAAAAAAACAAGUAGAAUAAUGACUUUUGUUUGUAGUACAGGUGUACUUGGUAUUUGAAUGUUGUCGUUUUUUGAAACACUUUUGUUUAACACUUAU